Halteromyces radiatus is the source of this 2376-nucleotide messenger RNA. RefSeq lists its product as uncharacterized. The transcript is spliced from 8 exons. NCBI's taxonomy places the organism in Eukaryota, Fungi, Mucoromycota, Mucoromycetes, Mucorales, Cunninghamellaceae. The record is from RefSeq and is a predicted model, not a curated record. Gene Ontology annotation, molecular function: ATP binding; ATP-dependent protein folding chaperone. Bases 39 to 2096 code for a protein of 685 amino acids.
UCUAUCUCUAUUCUUUUCUUUGUAGAUUAUUUGAAACGAUGGAAGGUGGUGGUUUCAAUUUCGCAGAUUAUCCUGUUAUUGUUGGUAUCGAUUUCGGUACAACUUAUUCUGGUUGUUGUUAUGCUUUUGCUCAAAAUGAAGAAGUAUUUGAUAUUGUUAAAUGGCCAAAACAGAACAACAAUAUUUAUCCAAAGACACCAUCAUUGGCAUUAUAUCGAAAAGGAUCAACUUCAUUAGUAGAUUGGGGUCAUGCAGCUCGACGUAUUGCUAUGAAACCAAAUAGCCAAGACUAUUUACUCAUGUCUAAAUUCAAACUUUUCUUGAUGGAUGAUACUCAAGAUACUUUACCAAAUGGUCUCAAUGUUAUUGAUGUUAUUGCUGAUUAUUUGCGAGCUUUCCAUGAUCAUGUUAAAAGUGAACUUUUAAAAGGUUUUGCUGGGAAUUAUGAUCAAAGCAAAUUCAGAUAUUGUCUUACUGUACCUGCCAUGUGGAGUGAUCGUGCAAAGGCUGCUACUCGUGAAGCUGCUAUUCGUGCUGGUUUAGUAUUACGAUCUGAUCAUCCCGAACGUCUUAUGUUAAUUUCUGAACCUGAAGCUGCUGCUCUUUAUUGUGAAAAGAAAUCUGAACAAUUUAAUUUAGCUCAUGGUCAACGUUUUAUGAUUUGUGAUGCUGGUGGUGGUACUGUGGAUUUGAUUGUUUUUGAAAUUGAUCAAAAACCUGGACAAAAACGUACUCUUAAAGAAGUGACAAAUGGUCAUGGUGGUUCUUGUGGUUCGGCCUUUCUGGAUGUCAAUAUGCGCGAAUACAUCAAAAGAAAAUUCUCUCAUCUUGGAUCUAUUAAUGAUACAGCAAUGGAACAUAUUAUGGAUACAUUUGUUAAUAUUAUCAAGCCUGAAUUUGAUGGUUAUGAAGAUCAUUUCUUGGAUCUACCAGCAUCUAUGGGACUUGGUGAUUUAACUGAUGAAACUAUUGGUUUAGAAAAUGGAUCUAUCUGUUUGCCUGCUCAAGAACUUUGUGAACAAGUAUUUGAACCAGUCAUUAUCCAAGUCUUACAACUUAUUGAAGGUCAACUCAAUCAAUCUUUCAAUUUGGAAGCAAUCUUCUUAGUGGGUGGGUUUGGUCAAUCCAACUAUUUGUUCCGUCGAGUAGAAGAAGUAUUUGCAAAUCGUGUCGGUAUGAUUGGUGUUCCUCCUCGUGGUGAAUUGGCUGUCGUACGUGGUGCUGUUUACUUUGGUCUUAGUCCUCAACAAAUCACUGAACGUGUUUCUCGAAGAACUUAUGGUGUUGAAACUCGUAUGAUUUUCCAACAAGAUGUCGAUCCUGAAGAAUAUUCCGUUAUUGGUGUAGAUGGUCGAAAAUAUUGUCGUCAACGUUUCAGUGUAUAUGUACAAAAAGGUCAAAGUGUCAAGGUAGAUGAAUGUGUAUCUAAAACCUUUGUGAUUAGUUACCCUAGUGAUACGGAUUCUGAUUUGUAUGCUUUUGAUGGAGAAGGACCCCCUCCUCGCUUGACAUCACAUCCAAGUAUCCAAAAAGUUGGUCAUUUUCCUAUUCGUAUGCCAACAUUAGAAGGAAUGAAACCUGGAGAAAAAGUGAACAUGACAAUUCGUAUGUACUUUGGUCUGACAGAAAUCAAGAUUGAAUGUAUCAUCAAAGAUAAAAUCAUCGUAUUUACUUCAGCAUUUGAAGCCUCAGACGGCAGUGCUCAAGAAAUUGGUGCUGGAUAUGUUCAAGAUGCUUAUGGUGCUCCUCCUGCAGUAGCAAUGGAUCCUUAUGGAACUCCUUCUAUCAAUGCCAGUCAAACCUCUUUUGCUGGUUAUCCUCCAAAUGGUGGUUAUGGUGGUGUUCCUCCACCUUCUUCUUAUCCUCCACAACAACCAGGUGCUUAUCCACAAUCAAGCUAUGCUGCUUAUCCUCCAACUGGUGCUUAUCCUGCAGAUGAUAGUUAUUAUCAACAACCAUACGCUGAUCCUCAAGGUUAUCCUCCACAAACUCAACAACAACAACAACAAGGUUAUUAUGGUGCUGGUGCUGGUGGUGGUUACCCACCAACUUCUCAAGGUUAUUCUCAACAAGGUGGUUACUCUGGUUAUCACUAAAUUUAUUCAUUCCCCACUUCCUCCUUUUACAUUCUUCUUCUUAUUCGUCUUUACUUCUUUUCUUAUUGUUUUCCGCCACUAUAUUGUAAUAGUUCCUCUUUUCCCCCUUCUUUUAUUUUAUUUCCUUUAUAUUUUUUUUCUCUCUUUUACUCCAUGUUACAUUUUAUUUAUAACACUAUUGAAUAAACAUUUGUCAUUUAUCAUAGGCAUCCACCUAUAUAUUAUUUAUUUUUUUUAGUUUAACUUGUCUUCUUGAGUAUAUAUGAAAUAGAGACGCAAU